AAAAAGGAGAUUAUCGGAAAGAAGAAGCAACUGACGUUUCCAAUUUUAGUGAAAGGGGAUCAUCGUCUCCCAAUUCUCUUUCUCCAAAUUCAGAUCGGCGACAUGAAAUUCCAUCUGUUGGACUUGGAGUCGAUCUUUUUCUAUUCUGGGCUCGAUUAAUCCUACAAAUGCGCUCCCACUUUGAUGUUGCGCCGCGGUAUUCGUUCAUUUCCUCGCUUGGAUUAGAUUAGAUUAGAUUCCAUUGGAUAAUACACAUUCCGUCAUGCACUAAAUAAAUACUCUCUAUUUUUACUCGAAAGACGCGAACUUGAUUGAUUAAUCGGAGGUUCAGGAACGAUGCCGGGAGUUUGGAGAUGGACAAUUCUGAGAGAGGUGGUGGGUGUAGGGAGGUGGAGGUGCGAUCAUUCGUAUUCGCAGGUGGGGAAGCGUGGAUUGGUCAAUUGCUUGCACGCUGUGAAGCGGAGGGAAUCGUUCAUCGGAGUGCAGGCGAGAUACAAGUGGGACCAGGGCGGGGGCGGCGGCGACGACGACGAGCACCGCCCCUCUACCAGGAGAAUUAGGGCGGAGGCGAAUUGCCCUCGCUGCUCGAAGAAAAUGGAUCUCCUUUUCACCAACCGCCCUAACCACCUAGUUCCGCCCAAUUCCGAUGCACCCGAUUCAAAUGCGGAUGCACCUGAUGCUGGUAGCAAGAAUAGCAAAGAUGGUGGUGGUGGAGGUGGAGGGAAUGCUUUCCAAGCUGUAAAUCUAUGCCCCAACUGUAAGACGGCCUAUUACUUCACGCCGUACAAGAUGUCUCCACUUCAGGGAAGUUUCGUUGAGAUUGGCAGGGUUAAAAGCAGGAACUCGAAUUCCGACAAGAAAUUGAGUGAUGGUCAGGACUACGGCAAGCGUUUUCGCCCUUCCUUCUGGGAGACCUUGAGGUCGUAUGGUAGUGAGCCGCCAGAAAACUGGCCCCCGCCUCCACCCCCGCCCCAGUCCCAAUCAGGAAAUGGGAUCGCCAUGCAUACCCCACCCGGCCCACCCUUUGCCCCUGGUGUCAAUGCCAUUCGAGCAUCAGGCCCUCGAACUGGUGCUAACAAUGGAGAGAAGACCACCUGGGGUGGGUCUAAUCUUGGCCAAAACUUUCCCACACCAAAGGAGAUUUGCAAGGGGCUGGAUAAAUUUGUCAUCGGCCAGGAACGUGCCAAAAAGGUGCUUUCAGUGGCUGUGUACAACCACUACAAAAGGAUCUCUCAUGCAUCCUUACCAAAGGGGUCGGAAGCUGAACCGACCAGAUUAGAAGAUGACGAAAAUGUAGACUUGGAAAAAAGCAAUGUGUUAUUGAUGGGCCCAACUGGCUCAGGGAAAACUCUACUUGCAAAAACUCUUGCACGUUUUGUCAAUGUACCUUUUGUCAUUGCGGAUGCAACUACUUUGACACAGGCUGGUUAUGUUGGUGAAGACGUCGAAUCAAUAUUGUACAAAUUGCUCAUGGCUGCCGAGUUUAAUGUGCAAGCUGCCCAACAAGGAAUAGUCUACAUAGAUGAAGUUGAUAAGAUAACUAAGAAGGCUGAGAGCUUGAACAUCAGCAGAGAUGUUUCCGGUGAAGGUGUACAGCAGGCACUACUGAAAAUGUUGGAAGGGACUAUAGUCAACGUUCCAGAAAAAGGGGCAAGGAAGCACCCUCGGGGUGAUAACAUUCAGAUAGACACCAAAGACAUCCUUUUCAUAUGUGGAGGUGCAUUUAUUGAUUUAGAUAAAACCAUUUCUGAAAGAAGACAGGACUCAUCAAUUGGGUUUGGAGCCCCAGUGCGUGCUAACAUGAGAGCGGGUGGAGUGAUUGAUGCUGUCGUGACUUCGUCCCUACUCGAAUCUGUAGAAAGUAGUGAUCUUAUUGCAUAUGGUCUAAUUCCAGAAUUUAUUGGGCGUUUCCCCAUUUUGGUUAGUCUAUCAGCCCUUACAGAAGAUCAACUUGUUCAGGUCUUGACAGAGCCGAAAAAUGCUCUGGGCAAGCAGUACAAGAAGUUAUUUGACAUGAACAAUGUCAAGUUACACUUCACUGAGAAAGCAUUACAGCUGAUCGCCAAUAAAGCAACGGCCAAAAAUACAGGUGCUAGAGGAUUAAGAGCCAUACUGGAAGGCCUCCUUACGGAUGCUAUGUACGAGAUUCCAGAUGCCAAGACCGGAGAAGAUAGAGUAGAUGCUGUUGUGAUUGACGAAGAGUCAAUAGGCCUGACAGACGUACCUGGAUGUGGGGGGAAAUUACUUCGUGGUGAUGGUGCUCUGGAGAGAUACCAAGCAGAGGCCAGCGCCAAAGAAAGCACGCAAGGAAAAGCAGCAGCUGACGUUGAGCUGCAGGAAGGUGAUUUGGAAGUCUCAUCAAGAGCAAUGAGCAUGUAGCUUUCUAGCUUAGCUUGUAAGAAGGAUUUUGUUUAUCCUCUCGUUUUUUCCGCCCUGAUUAUAUUGUAACAGUUGAUUCAUUCACCAUUUCUAGUUGACAUUUUCUCAUUAUAGAUAGGGAUAUCUGAGUUGACUGGGGAUAGAGAAAAUAAGAGGAGUAUAGUAGCAUAUAAGCCUAGAUGGCCAACAUAGAUACUUCCCAUGCGACACAGGCAGUUUGUUGUACACUAAAAAUGGUGUUUUACACUUCUGUAUCUAUUUAUCAAAGAAAUAGCUCAUUUUACCAUCUCUUUGGUCA
Messenger RNA from Salvia hispanica, 2677 nucleotides. Its product is annotated as ATP-dependent Clp protease. NCBI's taxonomy places the organism in Eukaryota, Viridiplantae, Streptophyta, Magnoliopsida, Lamiales, Lamiaceae. Gene Ontology annotation, biological process: protein folding. Gene Ontology annotation, cellular component: mitochondrial matrix. The record is from RefSeq and is a predicted model, not a curated record. Gene Ontology annotation, molecular function: ATP-dependent protein folding chaperone; ATP hydrolysis activity; ATP binding.